GCCCCGGGCUCUCAGGGCUAAAUACGCGUUACAGCCUCUGCUCCCCAUGGCGGGGAGGCCCCAAGGCCUUAGACAGAGGCUCAGCCCAGGCCUCCCCGCAGCGCGAAGUCGGCCCCCUCGUCCCGUCCGCGGUUCCCGGUGGGGCCGCUUUCCCCGCAACACCGCCCGCCCCUGCCCGCCUGGCGCCUGGAAAGGCCGCGGCGCUGCCAGAAGUGGCCAUGUCUCUGUGGAAGAGUUUGCUUCAGACUACAACUCUGAGUAUACAACAACAGAGAAGAGCAUUACUGUAUAAUGGUGCCCAUGGCUACGAGGAAGACUUGGUAAAGAAGAAACUUGCGCAGUUUGCUGGUGGAUCCAUCAACCUUUCCAAAGAUGUCAAUGGCAUUGGAAUACUUACUUUGAACAAUCCAAAGUUAAUGAAUGCCUUUACAGGCACUAUGAUGUUAGAACUCCACGAGAGGGUAACUGAACUGGAAAGCUGGAAGGAUGGAAGAGGCCUUAUCAUCUAUGGUGCAGGAAACACCUUUUGCUCGGGAUCUGAUUUGAAUGCUGUCAAAGCAAUGGCCAAGUCUCAGGAUGGAAUGAAUAUGUGCAUGUUUAUGCAAAACACCUUAACCAGACUUAUGAGAUUGCCUUUGAUCAGUGUUGCACUAAUCCAAGGAAAAGCUCUUGGAGGAGGAGCAGAACUUACCACGGCAUGUGAUUUCAGGUUGAUGACGCCCGGGAGUGAAAUUCGAUUUGUCCACAAGCACAUGGGGCUGGUGCCGGGCUGGGGAGGAGCUGCCCGGCUGGUGCGGAUCGUCGGGAGCGGGGCUGCCCUCCGGCUGCUGAGCGGGGCUGUCAGGGUGGACCCCGAGAGAGCUUUGCACCUCGGGCUCUCAGAGGAGACCUUGGAGUCUUCGGAUGAAACUGGAGCCUUAGAAGAAGCCCGAGCCUGGCUGAGUCAGUACACAGAGGGUCCAGCCAGUGUGAUUCGGGCCGUGAAAAAGGUGGUGACGGCGGGAAGAGAGCUACCGCUGGAAGCGGCCCUAAGGACAGAGAAAGAUGUUUUUGGAACCGUAUGGGGUGGCCCUGCCAAUUUGCAGGCAGUGGUUAGAAGACCAAAACACAAAUGAGAGUUUAUGCAUAAGAAAUGUUCUUGACCUUUUUUGCAAACAAAGCCUUCGCUAAAGCAGGCAUUAAAC
Calypte anna (Anna's hummingbird) is the source of this 1184-nucleotide messenger RNA. RefSeq names its product ethylmalonyl-CoA decarboxylase 1 (gene ECHDC1). Lineage: Eukaryota; Metazoa; Chordata; Aves; Apodiformes; Trochilidae. Gene Ontology annotation, molecular function: enoyl-CoA hydratase activity. The record is from RefSeq and is a predicted model, not a curated record. The coding region runs from base 219 to 1115 and encodes 298 amino acids. The transcript has 6 exons. Gene Ontology annotation, cellular component: cytosol. Gene Ontology annotation, biological process: fatty acid beta-oxidation.